This is a messenger RNA of Pelodiscus sinensis (Chinese soft-shelled turtle), 1736 nucleotides long. Lineage: Eukaryota; Metazoa; Chordata; Testudines; Trionychidae. The record is from RefSeq and is a predicted model, not a curated record.
AUGCCAUCCAGCUCUCCAGCGGGAAGCACGAUGGGCGUAGGCUACAGAGUUCUCCUUGUUCUGUCCCUCUGGGUGAUGACUGCAGAGGCCUUUCCCAAAGGCGCCCUGAGGACAAAAUGCCACCUCGCAAAAUACAAGUCCCUGCCACCCCGGGAACUGGAGGCCUUCAAGAAAACCAAGGACAAAUUUGAGGACAUAUUGCUGUUGUCCGACCGAAAAUGCAACACCAGGAUUUUCCACCGGAACUGGGAAGUCAAAGAGUUGUCGUCUAUCCAAGCUGCUGCCAAGGCCGCUGGAAAUCCUGUCGCAGAUCAGAGAGGACUUGAGACGCUGCACCAGGCAAACGCCUUCUCAUUCACACUCCAAGAGGCUGAACAGUUGGCUCCAAAAUUUGCAGGCGAGCAAAGAGACGGAAGCAUGAUGGGCGUAGGCUACAGAGUUCUCCUUGUUCUGUCCCUCUGGGUGAUGACUGCAGAGGCCUUUCCCAAAGGCGCCCUGAGGACAAAAUGCCACCUCGCAAAAUACAAGUCCCUGCCACCCCGGGAACUGGAGGCCUUCAAGAAAACCAAGGACAAAUUUGAGGACAUCUUGCUAUUGUCCGACCGAAAAUGCAACACCAGGAUUUUCCACAGGAACUGGGAAGUCAAAGAGUUGUCGGUGCACGACAGGGUGAUCCUGGUAGAGAAAGAGCUGGACUUCACCAUUAACACGUUGGAGGAUGUUGAGGACCCCAGUCUAUCCAAGCUGCUGCCAAGGCCGCUGGAAAUCCUGUCGCAGAUCAGAGAGGACUUGAGACGCUGCACCAGGCAAACGCCUUCUCAUUCACACUCCAAGAGGCUGAACAGUUGGCUCCAAAAUUUGCAGGCGAGCAAAGAGAUGGAAUCACCUGCAUGUCUGGAAGCUUCUGUGAUCCUCAACCUCUUCCGACUGCUGAAUGAAGAUUUGAGAUGCGCCGCCUACACGGAACUUUGCGUGUAGCCGUCUGGUCUCUGUGAUACCUUGUGUUCACACCUACUUAGCCACCGGAGCGUCCCUAGACAAGGAGCACUGAAUAUUCAUCCCAAGAAGACAUCUCUGAAUCAGGAACCUUCAUCAUCUUAUUCUUGCUUCCCACUAUACAUCCCCGAGCAAACUGAUUCCAUCCUUACAUACCUAAAAAAGUCACACAACAGCUGGUCUCUGCUCCAGCUUGCUCCCGUUUCCAGCUGGUGCAGCAUUCUCGACUACUUGACAAAUAUUCAUUGGAGGAUUUUUUUUUCAUCACAGUUCAAAUCUGAGAGUUCGGUAGGAUUUGACCCACACAGGAUAUUAUUUAUUGAAUGCCUUUUUAUUGUCACUAUGCAAAUGGAUUUUAGUCAAAUGCAUAUCCAAAAAUACUGGGAACAUUUCAUAAGCUUUCAUUUUGUUUUAAAUGCACCCCGGUUCUGGGAUUUACACACUGUGGUCACAGCUCUUAGCUCUCUCAGAAACAAGCUCAGGAAAAUGAAUUAAUAUUGAAGUUUGGCAGUUCUUAAUAUAUUCAUCCUCUACAGAUGUAUUUAUACAGAGUAUAUUUUUAUCUUGCUGUUUCUUUAUGUAUUAUGUAUUCUUUAAGAAGAGUAAUUGAUUUGUAUAACUUCCAGAUAUGAACCUAAAUGUUAUUUAUUAUGGAUAAUUUAUUAGCUAUUUAUUUUGAUGUAUUUCACCAUUGCUAAGUUUGUAUUUUUUAUAUAUAUAAUUAUGAACAAAUAAAAUUG